Molecule: messenger RNA, 3915 nt
Organism: Drosophila grimshawi
Lineage: Eukaryota; Metazoa; Arthropoda; Insecta; Diptera; Drosophilidae
Gene: L
Product: zinc finger protein 423 homolog
Exons: 6
Coding region: 65-3823 (1252 amino acids)
Biological process (GO): regulation of transcription by RNA polymerase II
Cellular component (GO): nucleus
Molecular function (GO): DNA-binding transcription factor activity, RNA polymerase II-specific; RNA polymerase II transcription regulatory region sequence-specific DNA binding
Source: RefSeq, a predicted model, not a curated record
CAAUGGGCACUGCAAGUCGAGGUCCACAUCCACUGGCAACAUAAAUGCUCCUCAAGACAAGGACAUGGAGAAUGUUGUUGAGCCAACUGACGACGACGACGAGCUGGACGAGGAGGAUGAGGAGCUGGAGGAUGACCUGGCGGAUGAUUUGCUUAGCCUCAGCGGCGAUGAGGACUACGAUGAUGAGGAGCUGCAAAGUCUCGACAGUUUCUAUUCCGACAUGUACAGCACGCACACCUCGUCGAGCUACUCGCCCAGCAUCUCGGAUGGCACAUUGACGCCCAACUCGGUGCAGCAGCAGCAGCUGCCCAAGGCUGCCGCCGAGGACAAUCAUUCCGAAGAGUCCAAGGCAAAUGGUGAGGGUCCUGCUGCGGAGCAACAGGAUCUGGCCAAGCCGAAGCGACCCGCUCAUUUGCAUCAUCAUCAUCAUCAUCAUUAUCAUCAUCAGCAAGCGCUGAAAAUUGCCAACAAGCUGCGCAAAAUCAAUAAGGAAGCCAAGUUGGCAACCGCAGGAGCAGCACACGGAACAGGAGCAGCAGCAGGAGCAGCAGGUGGCGGAGGUGGAGGAGUUGCCGCCAGCAAGUUUGAUAAGUUGACAGGCGAAAGCAUUAAAAGUCGCGGCGACGGCUCCUAUCAGUGUCAGUUCUGUGAUAAAUCAUUUCCGCGACUCGGCUACUUGAAGCAUCACGUCCAGAGCCAUGCCGAACAUUUGCCUUUCAAGUGCGAAUACUGCGCCAAGCUGUUCAAGCACAAGCGAUCCCGAGAUCGCCACAAGAAGCUGCACACCAACGAGAGGAACUACAAGUGUCCGCACUGCGAGGCUGCUUUCUCCAGAAGCGAUCAUUUAAAGAUUCACAUGAAGACGCACGAUAUUCAGAAGCCAUUCCAGUGCAGCAUGUGCAAUCGUGGCUAUAAUACUGCCGCUGCUUUGACCUCCCACAUGCAGAAGCACAAGAAGAAUGCGGCAAUUCUGGCAGCUGGUGGCAAUCCCAAUGCUCUGAAUUAUAGUCCACGCUCGACGGGAUCGGCGUCCAUUUCGAGCAAUGGCAGUUUGCACAAGCGACGCUAUGCUUUGGCACUUGCCUCCGACAGCAGUCCAAGUCGCCUGGAGUUCCCCAAGCGGGCACGUGGUGUUACCGUGCCGACCACGCCCACUCCAACGCCCCUGCUGCGUUGCAGUUACUGCAGUCCCAAGGUGACCGAGUUUAGCAGCCUGGAACAGUUGAAUGCCCAUCUGCAGGCGGCACACGAACAGCAACAGCAGCCGGGCGCAAGGAGCUCGACAGCCACCAGCAGGGAGACCACAGUGGAGACAGUGGAGCCACCCACGAAUGGUUUCCAGCUCAGCUGCGAAUAUUGCACAAUGAAAUUCGGAAAUAUUGCGGCACUCUUCCAGCACAUGCGCACCACUCACUUGGAUCGCCUAAGCAGUCCCAACUCGUAUUAUGAGCACUUUAAUCGUUUGGCCACCGCGGGCACAUUUAGUCCACGCUUGGAUAUGCCCAAGAUCAAGCAGGAUUUGCCGAGUCCGCCGGCGGAGGAGCUGCCAACGGAUCUGAGCAGCAAUAAGCGACGAGCGAUGACGCCGCCAGCGCCACCUGGCGUCUUCUUUUGCAAUCAGUGCAACGCAGGGUUGCCAGACUUUGAGAGUUUUCGCAAUCAUCUGAAGACGCACAUUGCGGAAGGCAUGCAACUGAUAUGUCCCCACUGCGGACUGAGUCUGCCGGAGCAGAGCGAAUUCGAGCGACAUGUUGUCGCCCAUUUCCUGAUCAGCAGCUCCGAGUUCAAUUGCGGCGCCAGUUGUGGCAAAUCUUUUGCCAAAUCGGAGGAACUGCAACAGCAUCUGAUCAGCGAACAUGUCCAGACGCUGCUCAAGUGUGUGAUCUGCUCGGAGCUGUGCGAGAAUCGCAUGUCCAUGCAGCUUCAUUUGGCCUGUGCCCACAGUCAGGAGACGAAGCUGCUGCGGUGCAGCGCUUGCUUGGAACUCUUUCGCAACGAUACGGAUUUCCAUGUGCAUGUCAAGACGCGACAUCAACUGGUGGGUGGCGGUGCUGCUGGCGGAGCAGUUGGUGGACCACCCACUGCUCCACCUGCCAAUCCGUUGCAGUGCAUGUUUUGCCGCGCUGUUUGCGCCUCGGAGCUGGAAAUGCACUUCCAUUUGGCGGCGCAUGCUCGCCAAUUCCGUUGUCCCAGUUGCCCGGAAACGUUCCACGUCGAAUUCCUGCUCGAUCGGCAUAUGCAGAGCCAGCAUGGCGGCGUCAAGGAUGGCAAACAGGAGCAGCAGGGUGCCAACAAUGCGAUGGGCAGUCUGUAUGUGAAUGCCUUGUUGCCACCGUUGGCGGCGGCAGCAGCGGCUGCGGCAGCUGCCACAAACAAUAACAGUAAUCUGCAUAUUGAUUACAAUGUGGCGUUCAAGGGUCUGUUUGGAGGCGGCAAUGCCACGCCCACCAACACGCAGCCAACCAACAAGUUCUACAGUCCUUUGCAGGUGGAUACAAGUGCGCUGAAGCCCCAACAGACGCCGCAUCCCGCUCUGAUGUACGGUCUCAGUCAGCGCUAUUUGAUGGAGAUGUAUGCGGCGAAGGCAACCUCGCCGGCGGCCAGUGCACCCGAGCUGCCGGCACAGGCAACCCAAGCGGCAAAUGCGACGGCAUCCAGCACGGGCAGCAGCUACAGUUGUGGCAUGUGCGAGCGCCAGGAUUUGCGCAGCGAGGCCGAACUGCAUUCGCAUCGCAAGUUGGCACACAAUCUGAAGACGGGCGUCAGUUUGAGAUGUGCCUACUGCUCAGGUAACUACAAGUCGCGGGCGGAGCUGGAGCAGCACAUGAAGAGCUGCCACAAUUCGAGUGGCAAGCACAAGUGUCUCAUAUGCGACGAGAUCUUUCCGUCGCCGGCGAUACUCGCCGAGCACAAGUUGCAGCACUCGAAGGUGGGCCAGUCGGGCAAGUGUGCCCAUUGUGGCCAGCAGCUGGAGCAUGUCGCCGCAUUCCGUGCCCAUCUCGGCGAGCAUGGCAACGAUGGUAAUUUGCCCAUGGCCUGCAUUUGUUGCCGUCAAACUUUGCACUCGGAAUUCGAGUUGAGUUUGCAUGCCAAAUUCCACACAAAAUCACCGAGUUGUGGCAGCCUCCAGGAGCCCGUCUGUGCACUGUGCCUGGAACCCUUGCCGGGUGCGGGCGAAACCGCCAAGCUGUGCGAGAAAUGUUGUCGCAAACAUAACCUGAAUGGCAAACGCAACAAGGACGCAGCUUUGCCACCAGCAGCUCCAGUCCCACCAGCAGCCAGCACAGUGGGCUAUCUCGAGAAUCGUUGUAAUCUGUGCAAACUGAUAUUGCCACAUGCCAAGAAACUGCAGGAGCAUCUCGUGGAGCACACGUUUGCCGGCACCGAGCAGCGUGGUUUCAAUUGCUACAUUUGCUCGGCGGUCUUUACGGCACCCGGUGGCCUUUUGGCCCACAUUGGGGAGCAUGGUGCUCGACCCUACGAUUGUAAUUUGUGCCCGGAGAAGUUUUACUUUCGUGCCGAGCUCGAGCAUCAUCAGCGUGCCCACGAACUAAGGCAAAUCCCAACAGCCGCUGCUGCACCGACACGGCCCACAACCAAGCAGGAGGCGCAGCACAGCUCAUCGGCCAGUUCACCCGUGCUCACGCUCAGUCCCAGUCAUGUGAAGCAGGAGCUCUACGAAUCGGAGGCGGCUAACUCACCGCAGCCCGACGAGGAGUCACCCACGCAGGAGGAGGAGGAGUACAUUGAGGUCGAGCAGAUGCCACACGAGACCCGCUCCAACGAACUGGUCUCCACGGAACGCUCCAGCAACAGCGCCUGAACAUGCAGCCAACUUCUUAACUCAAGUAUUAAGCAAUCUGCAAAUUAAUCACACUAUUUAACUACAUCAUUAAAACGUUUAGCGUCCUUCAG